GUAACCCAAAAGAUUAGACAACAGUACUGCAGAUUAAGCAAUAACAGAUGGGAAAUUUAAAAAAUGUGCCUUUUUCCUAUGGCGGAGAGAAAAUGACUUGCCCAGCUCACUUACAUGGCUAAGCAUUGUACACUGACACCACAGCUAACCUGAUAAAAGGAGAAAGGUUCAUUUGGCCCAUUCAAAAACAACACCUGGCUGCCUCUUGCAAAACUUGCAGGAAUAAAGCUGAGAAAUAAAAUGAGUAAAACAAUUGGAGAUCCUCUGAGAGCUGUUGGUGUUGAUUUUCUCAGGUAUGACAACACCCGUCUUCAUCAUACCAAUGAGUUUUCCCAUAGUAGCUUAAUUGUGAGACGUGGACAAGAAUUUCGGCUAAAAGUGACAUUUAGUAGGGAACUGCAAGACAGUGAUAAAGUCACUCUACAGCUGAGUAUUGGUCACACACCAAUGCCAUCCAAUGGGACCUUCAUAACCCUGAAUCCAAGGACACAACAAGAUGCUCAACCAUGGCAUGCUAACAUUUGUCAAACAAAUGGGAAGGAGUGUGAAAUAGUUAUAGCCAGCCCAGCUGAUGCGAUCAUUGGAAAAUAUCUUCUGAAAGUGGAUACAGGAUCUAAUAUUUAUAGUCCUACUAAGAAUUUUAUCUAUAUUUUGUUCAAUCCUUGGUGUCAAGCAGAUUCUGUUUUUAUGCCGAAUGAUGAUGAAAGAGUGGAGUACAUCCUCAAUGAUACUGGCUACAUUUAUGUAGGAUCAGUAGCAAAUAUUCGUGGAAGGCCAUGGAAUUUUGGGCAGUUUGAAGAUGAUAUUUUGGAUUGCUGUAUCUAUCUUCUGGACAAGAGUCAGCUCAAGGCGAGUGCUAAAAAGGAUCCGGUGAUCAUUUCCAGGGUCAUGUCAGCUUUGGUUAAUUCUGAAGAUGAUCGUGGAAUUCUGCAUGCAAACUGGACUGGACAUUAUACUGGUGGUACAGCUCCUUUGGCUUGGACAGGAAGUGUCCCAAUUUUGCAACAAUAUUACAGAACACAAAAAAGUGUCCUAUAUGGUCAGUGUUGGGUUUUCUCUGGAGUGAUUACCACAGUUAUGCGCUGUCUGGGGAUUCCAUGCAGAAGUGUGUCAAAUUUUGCUUCAGCACAUGAUACAGAGGAAAACCUUAAAGUGGAUAUUUAUUUGGAUGAAAAAGGAAGAAAAAUAGACUCAUUAACAAAUGAUUCAGUUUGGAACUUUCAUGUAUGGAAUGAGAUCUGGAUGAAAAGACUGGACUUGCCCAGUGGCUUUGACGGCUGGCAGGCAAUUGAUGCCACACCUCAGGAAAAAAGCCAAGGAAUUUACCAGUGUGGCCCAAGCCCGGUCAAGGCCAUCAAAAAUGGUGAAGUCUACCUUCCCUAUGACUCUAAAUUUAUGUUUGCAGCAGUGAAUGCAGAUAAGAUUUUUUGGCGUGUAAAGAAUGAGAAUAGCACAAAAGACUGUGUCAAGCUGUGGGAAGAAAUUAAGGCAAUAGGAAAGAACAUCAGUACUAAAGCUGUUGGGAAGAACAUCCGUGAAGACAUCACUAUCCAAUACAAAUUUCUGGAAGGUACUCAUGAAGAAAGAAAAUCUGUGGAAACUGCUUACUCCUUCAUUUCAAAACUUUCAAGUCAUGAAGCUAUAUCAUCUCCUAACCUCCUGAAGGCAAAUCUGAAAUUUAGGGUGGAAGGAAAAUAUUCUUUGUGGCCUGGGCAGCCAGUUGACCUGAAUGUCAUUGUAGAGAAUGAAUCUGUGGGGAAUUGGACUGGCUGUCUUGCUGCCUCUUGUCAGCUUGAAUCUUACACUGGGAAAGUAUAUGCAGACCUUUCAACAAUCAAGCAGAUUAUCCACACUGAAGGCAAACCAGUUAUUCAAAUACCUUGGAAAAUAACAGCUGACACUUACAUGCAAAAAAUUAUGUCUACUGAGGAUGAACUUCUAAUCAAAGUAAAUAUUAUUGCUGAAGUUCAAGAAACAAAUGAAAAAUUCACAAAACAGAUUACUUUAAAUUUUGAGCACCCACCUCUCAAAAUUGAGAUGGCAGACACUGCAAAGGUUAAUCAAGAUUUUACCUGUGCAUUUAUCUUCAAGAAUACUUUAUCCAUUCCAUUGGAAAACUGCAAGUUGUAUGUAGAAGGCCUGGGCAUUUUUAUGAUGGAAGUAUUUGAUCAAGGGGACAUAGAACCUGGUAAAAUCUUUAAAUCCAAAAUAGUGUGUGCUCCAAAGAAGACUGGACUGAAGAAGAUAGUGGCCAAACUGAAUUCUACCCAGCUAAAAGAAAUAACCAUGGAAAAGAUUAUUUCCAUCAUUGAAUAGUGAUGGUAUUUCCAAAGAUCAUCACUUGGUGGCACUAGAGAUGCAUAUUAUGAUUCAAGUUUCUAGAUUUUGCUUGCAGCCUUGAUUGUGGGCCAAAAGAUUAUAUACAAUUAAAAGAAUUUUAGCAGUGGAUUACUAUUUUGAUUUUAUCUACUGGAGAUUUAAUAGGAUAUUGAAAUAUGCUUUUUGGUUUGCAGAGUUCUGACAUUUUCUGACUACUAAAGUUAUAUGUGAAAUCAAGAGUUGGAAUAAUUUAGGAGGAUUUUUCUUUGUCUUCCUUUAGCUCUGUGAGGCAUAUUUAGCCUUCUCUUUUCAUUUUAUAAUUUGUAACUGUUCCUCACUGUAGGUCUAAUUGCUAAUAUGCAAUACGUUACAAAACUUCAUACACAUUGUUCUUUCAUUAAGAAUAUGCUAGGUUAGUGAUGGCUAACCUUUUUGUUGUCACAUGCCGAAGGUGCCCCUGCGCAACAGCAUCCCCCUGUGCAACAGCGCCCCCUAUGCAACAGCGCCCCCACACCCAUAAGGCAAUGCACAUGUGACCCCCUGCUCCUCACUCCCCAUGCAUGCGCAGCAGAGACCCAAAGACCAGCUGGCCAGUGGGUGGCACACACGCAUGUGUGUUAGAGCUGGGGCAAUGGCUGACGUGCCCGCAGAGAUAGUUCUAGGUUUGCCAUCAGGGUGUUUGAUAUAUUAGUUUCAAGUUUACUUCCACAACUAAUGUAACUGACAGAGAUUUCAAUAUUAUUUUCUAUACAUGUAGAUUCUAUGAACAUGGUUGCCAAUGAAGCACAAAUUAGUGCCUAAAAGUUCUUUAAAUGUAUUUAUCACCAAAAUUAAAUUGUCUUUUAAUUCAGAGUAUUAAUUCUGAGUAUUACUCUAGUAUUAAUACUACUCUAGUAUUACUAUGAGUAUUAAUUUGAAGUAUUACUUUACUUUCUCUACUACUUCUAGUUAUGAAUUAAUAGUUCCUAUCGAAUAAAAAGUAUGUCUUCUCAA
Molecule: messenger RNA, 3312 nt
Organism: Thamnophis elegans (Western terrestrial garter snake)
Lineage: Eukaryota; Metazoa; Chordata; Lepidosauria; Squamata; Natricidae
Gene: TGM4
Product: transglutaminase 4
Exons: 15
Coding region: 241-2316 (691 amino acids)
Biological process (GO): peptide cross-linking
Molecular function (GO): protein-glutamine gamma-glutamyltransferase activity
Source: RefSeq, a predicted model, not a curated record